AUGAAAUAUUUAUGUAAUUCGAGUGAUCAAAUGUGUAAUUUAGCCCAAAUACCUAAGUUGUUUCUUAUACAACAUGAGGGAAAUCACAUUGAAGCAAUUGCAGAUGAUAUAUACGAAUCAUUUGACACCAAUUAUAUGCGCCCAGCAUAUCUAAAAAACAGGACAAUAGUUGCGCCAAGGAAUGCAACCGUGUCUCAGAUUAAUGAUUAUAUGAUGCAAAGGGUUCCUGGUGAUUCAAAGACGUAUUAUAGUUCUGAUUCAUUGCUGCAAUCCACAGACACAUCAUCUACAUUCGACGAAUGCUACCCAACUGAGUUUCUCAACACACUUACAUUCAAUGGAGUGUCAAACCAUGAACUUACAUUGAAGAAAAACACUCCAGCUAUGCUGCUGCGAAACUUGAACCCAGCUUUGGGUCUUUGCAAUGGUACAAGGAUUAUGAUCACAAUGUUGAGUGACAAUUUCAUGAAGGGAAACAUCAUGGGAGGUUCUUAUGACACCGACGAAGUCAUAAUCCCAAAAAUUAUUCACAAUGUUGAGAACUCCAAGUGGCCGUUUAUACUCAAAAGACGUCAGUUCCCAGUUCGCACAUGUUAUGCAAUGACAAUAAAUAAGGGCCAAGGACAGACGCUUGACAAAGUCGGAAUCUAUUUGCCAGAACCAGUAUUUAGCCAUAGACAACUCUACGUGGGAGUUUCAAGGGUACGAUCAGCAACAGGUUUGCGAAUGGUAAUAGAAAAUCCAGCAGAACUUCCAAACAACUAUACAAGAAACAUUGUGUUUGCAGAGGCAUUCAGUGAUGUCCUCACUGUCUAA
Linum tenue is the source of this 816-nucleotide messenger RNA. Lineage: Eukaryota; Viridiplantae; Streptophyta; Magnoliopsida; Malpighiales; Linaceae. The record is from the annotation of a GenBank genome assembly.